AUGAAGGACGGCGAGGAUGUCGACACAGUCGAUGGGGUUAUUGGCGCCUAUGUGGGCAAUGUCGAGGCCAUUGAGAUCAUCAUCGCAUUGUUCGCUGGCCUGACGAUUUACAACGCCCUGGAGCUUGUUCUUCUCAUCUUCAUCAACUUCACAUCGCACAAGUCGGUCUACUUCUGGAGUCUGAUUGUGUCUUGCGCCGGCUUGAUCUUGUACGCUGUUGGAUUCAUGAUCAAGUUGCUGGGACUCUGGGAUGAUCAAGGUAAAUGGGCUGGACUUGUUUUGUUGAGUGUCGGAUGGUAUUGUAUGGUCACUGGACAGGCGGUGGUGCUUUGGUCUCGACUGCAUCUUGUCGUCACGGGCGAGAAAGGUAGAAGGACUCUCAAAUUCACAAAGUGGAUGAUCAUUGGCAACGCCAUUGUCCUCCACAUCUCAACGUCGGUGGUUACAUUUGGCUCCAACGGCAGCUUGGCAACAUCGGAGUUUGUCAAGGCGUAUAAUGUCAUCGAGAAGACACAAAUGACCGGAUUCUGCGUCCAGGAGACGAUACUUUCGGCCAUCUACAUUGUCGAAACGCUGAAUAUCCUUCGCACGUCUUUGCGGAGUGGAACACGAACGAUUAUGCAACAACUUCUCGUGAUCAAUGUGGUGAUCAUCGUCAUGGACAUGGCAUUGCUCAGUAUCGAGUAUGCGUCGAUCUUCUGGCUCGAGACAGUGCUGAAAGGUGUUGUUUAUUCGGUGAAGCUCAAGAUCGAGUUUGCGAUACUUAGUCGACUGAUCAUGUUCGUGGGAGGUGCGCCAGGCAACACCCAAUCACCGACAACAAAUGCGGCCACAGUCCAGAUCGGUUCGCGAGGUCCGCACGUUCCGGACAGGAUUCAGACUGCAGGAGCAGAUCCUUCGACUGGGAAAGGGACGAGUAUUAGGAUUGGCUAG
This is a messenger RNA of Cyphellophora europaea CBS 101466, 933 nucleotides long. RefSeq lists its product as uncharacterized. The record is from RefSeq and is a predicted model, not a curated record. Lineage: Eukaryota; Fungi; Ascomycota; Eurotiomycetes; Chaetothyriales; Cyphellophoraceae. The transcript is spliced from 2 exons. Bases 1 to 933 code for a protein of 310 amino acids.